CAACUUGCAUCUUGGCAGUGGUGACACAGUCGCUGACGUUGGAGUUGCUAUUGCUAUUGCCAUUGUCACUGCCAGCUCUUCUCUGCUCUGCGCUGCUCUGAUAGUGGCCAUUCAUUCUCCCGUUACUCAACACCAAGCUUGCCCCCAAUGGCACGGUCUGCGGCCUCGACGGCCACCAAGGAGGCCACUCCUCCGGCCAAUGCUUCGUCUGCGCCUCAACAAGAACAAGACAAGCUCGACUUCCUCUGGACCUACACCGAAGAACCGCACCGCACGAGGCGUCUCGCCAUCAUCAAGGCCCAUCCCGAGGUCCUUAAGCUAUGCGGCCCCGAACCCAUGACUAAAUAUGUUGUUGCCGGCGUUGUUGGUCUGCAAGUUGUGCUCGCCUAUCUCCUGCAGUCAACGCCCUUCUGGUCCCUGAAAUUCUGGGCCAUCGCAUACAUCUUUGGCGCCACUGCGAACCAGAACCUCUUUCUGGCGAUCCACGAGAUCUCCCACAAUCUUGCUUUCAAGAGUCCUCUGGCCAAUCGCUUGAUCGCCAUGUUUGCCAACCUGCCCAUUGGCAUUCCUUACAGUGCUUCUUUCAGACCAUACCAUCUCACUCACCACAAGUCCCUCGGUGUGGAUGGCCUGGACACUGAUCUGCCCACCGCUCUGGAGGCCAUUGUGCUCAACUCCAUCCUCGGCAAGGCAUUCUUUUGCACCUUCCAAAUCUUCUUUUAUGCCAUCCGCCCCAUGACGGUGUAUCGCGUGGACUUGACCAAGAUCCACUUCCUAAACAUUCUUGUUCAGCUCUCCUUUGACGUCGUCCUGGUUCGCUUUACUUCUUACAACGCCCUCCUCUACCUGCUGCUCUCCUCCUUCCUGGCUGGCAGCUUGCAUCCCUUGGCUGGCCAUUUUAUCGCUGAGCAUUACGUAUAUGAGACCAUUACCCCCACUCAGCGCAAUCCUGACAACAAAAUCCCUCUUCCGGAGACCUUCUCGUACUAUGGUCCUCUCAACUUCCUUGCCUACAAUGUUGGAUAUCACAACGAGCACCACGACUUCCCCGCUAUCCCUUGGACACGGCUUCAUUCCCUGUAUGAAAUUGCCAAAGAGUUUUAUGAGCCUCUGCCUCACCACCAGAGCUGGACUUAUGCCAUCUGGCGAUUCAUCUGGGACGACAACGUUGGUAUGAGCUGCCGUGUCAAGCGAAAGGAGGGUGGCCGUUUGGUCGGCGGUGGCACCAAGUGGAAGGAGUCUGAAGUCGAGGCCUAAAGAUCUAGUAAAAAUGAUCAAGGUGUUUCAUGUCCCUUUUGUACAGUCGUCUUGGUGAGCUCAGUGCUCGGCUCGGGAAGGCUAGAAUCUUGUAAUAAGCGUUUUUGGAGAUAUAUAAAAGUGCUCCGUCUCCUUACCCUUUGGCGUUUUAAGGAGCAUGGGUAGAAUCCAAUACGAGGGAUCAGCUGAGACGGAUUAACACAUCUAGAUGCAUCUAGAAGAGGGCUAUAGAUUCUAGACUGGCUAUGAGAAAUGAAGUUUAUUGCUAUUUGA
Trichoderma asperellum CBS 433.97 is the source of this 1530-nucleotide messenger RNA. RefSeq lists its product as uncharacterized. Gene Ontology annotation, biological process: ceramide biosynthetic process. Gene Ontology annotation, molecular function: sphingolipid delta-4 desaturase activity. NCBI's taxonomy places the organism in Eukaryota, Fungi, Ascomycota, Sordariomycetes, Hypocreales, Hypocreaceae. The record is from RefSeq and is a predicted model, not a curated record. Gene Ontology annotation, cellular component: membrane.